Penicillium maclennaniae is the source of this 2181-nucleotide messenger RNA. RefSeq names its product ATP-dependent RNA helicase SUV3. The transcript has 3 exons. The record is from RefSeq and is a predicted model, not a curated record. NCBI's taxonomy places the organism in Eukaryota, Fungi, Ascomycota, Eurotiomycetes, Eurotiales, Aspergillaceae. The coding region runs from base 1 to 2181 and encodes 726 amino acids. Gene Ontology annotation, biological process: mitochondrial RNA 3'-end processing; RNA catabolic process. Gene Ontology annotation, cellular component: mitochondrial degradosome. Gene Ontology annotation, molecular function: RNA helicase activity; ATP binding; hydrolase activity, acting on acid anhydrides.
AUGGCCAAGCCCGCCACUACCCUGGAUCAAAAUGGCAGGCAAACGCAGCAUCUUGCAGAGUUCGAUCGGCUUGUCGAAAAAGCAUUGGUUGAUGUGCGGAACAAGCUCCUCAAAACAAAACAGAUGUCAGAAGGAUGGAAGCAAAUCGAACGACGGGUGUUAAAUGCCUUGCGGAUGGACGAAGCAAAGGCGGAUGCGGGCUCAUUGCUGCAGACGAAGAGAUCAUUACAAAGGGCUAUGCUAUCUUCUGGGGCGCAGGGUAUACGAAACGAGCUGGAAUAUCUCAACUACGCCGAUCAAACUACGAGAGAUUACUCAACUCCAAACCUCGAAGCACAGAAGAAAGUGACCGACCUUCGUUACCCGGCCGAAUGGUAUCCCGCCGCACGCUCUAUUCAACGUACAGUGCAUCUUCAUGUCGGCCCGACGAAUUCUGGAAAGACAUACCAUGCCCUGAAGCGACUGGAAGCCAGCAAAUCGGGGUUCUACGCUGGGCCGCUGAGACUGCUUGCACAGGAGGUGUAUCAUCGCCUUAAGACAAGUGGUAUUCCAUGCAGUCUGGUGACCGGCGAUGAGGUCAAGGUCCCCGAAGAUGGCACAUUGCCACGCGUCAUGAGUAAUACAGUGGAAAUGGUCAGCCUGGCACGGGACUUUGAUGUGGGAGUCAUCGACGAGAUUCAGAUGAUAUCAAAUCCACAACGAGGUUGGGCAUGGACGCGAGCAGUUCUUGGAGCACGAGUCAAAGAGCUGCACCUAUGCGGUGAAACACGUGCUGUGCCGUUGAUUCGGGAGCUCUGCGCUCUCACGGGAGAUAACUUGGAAAUUCACCGCUACAACCGGUUGAAUCCCUUGCAGGUCAUGUCGAAGAGCUUAAAGGGUGAUUUAAAUAAUCUCCAGAAGGGUGAUUGCCUGGUGUCCUUCUCACGGGUUGGAAUUCAUGCUUUGAAGGCCGACAUCGAAAGAUUGACCGGAAGACGAGCAGCCAUUGUUUACGGCGGCCUGCCAGCCGAAAUUCGGACCCAACAGGCUAAUCUUUUCAACGACCCUGACAAUGACUAUGACUUUCUCGUCGCAAGUGACGCGAUUGGUAUGGGGUUAAACCUGAGCUGUAAGCGUAUUAUCUUCGAAACCUUGAUCAAGCGUCUCCCUGGUGGUCUGCAACGAUUAUCGAUCCCAGAGAUCAAGCAAAUUGGUGGGCGUGCAGGCCGGUAUCGUCCAGCGAGCGCCACAAAUGAUUCAGAGGACGGAGCCAACGUGGGCCUAGUCACAUCCCUUGAAGAAGUCGAUCUGCCCUAUAUUGUCAAGGCCAUGGGCACAGAACCCCCACCACUCCGUGCUGCUGGGAUCGUUCCUACGGAUUCUACCUAUCAGAAGUUUGCCAGAUACUUCCCGAGAUCUACCCCAUUCGAGUAUCUGCUCAGGCGCGUCAAAGACAUCGCUGAGAUCAGCCCGCUUUUUUUCAUGUGUGAUGCGAAGAGUCAGCUCGCUAAUGCUGAGAUUAUUGACAACGUGACUGGGUUACGGCUUCAGUCGCAAAUGACGCUAAUGGCCGCCCCAAUGGAUGCCAGAAGUAACGCUGGGUACGACGCCAUCUCUGAAUUCGCUGACUGCGUGGCCGAGAACUCACGUGGACGGUUCUUGGACAUUCAUGCUCUCAGGCUGGAGGUCUUACAAGAACCAGUAUCCGGACAAAAGGAAUACCUGCGCGAAUUGGAGGACCUGCACAAAGCCAUCAUUCUCUACUCAUGGCUGGGAUUCCGCUUCGGCGGCGUCUUCACGGACCGGACUCUCGCUGCGCAUGUCAAGGAACUCGUCGAGGAACGAAUGAUCCGAGCAUUGACUGAGUUCUCAGCCAACAAGAAGUUACGAAAAGACGCAUCUCUGCACCGCCAGAUUGCGCUGCAGAAGCAGCUCCUCGAGCAAGGAAAAUUCGACUUUGAAAAUGAUGGCGAGCCGGAGGGUAGAGAAGAGGAAGUGGAGGAAGGUCAAGCAGAGGAAGGCUCAUCAGUCCUUCCGACUCCUCUUUCUGAGACUGGAUCGACCGACGCAGAAUCCUCAGAAAGCUCGAUUACCGACUUUGAGACUGAUUUGGAUGAAAACAGUUCUUCAGAGAGCAAUUUUCACGGGCCCAAGCUACCGGAAAAUGCGAGAGACCUCUUCUGUAUGAUGUACUUGGUGUAA